AUGGCAUUGCAAGCAUACACAGUUAGUCUCGACCAAACACUACGGGAGCUUCAGCAACAAGUCCGCCAGCACGAAGAAGAGCUAGAAAGGCUUCGUUCAAAUGAACUACGACUUCCAGAGUCAGUGGCGGGACAGACGCAGGUCAUCCAAGCAGCGCUCAAAGAAGUGACAGAGUCGGAUCCCUUUUUACCAUCACCAGGAUCUUUGUUACCAGCGCUGCUAGCUCUGCGUAGAACCCACCAAACAAUUCAAGAGUCGAAUACCUACCUCGAUUCUCAGCGCUCAACGCAUGAGCAGCUGUCGCGCCAACUUGAAGCCGAUGAGGCGCGUCUCAAAGACCAAAAACUUCUUAGUGAUGCACUGACCGCGCGAAUACAAUCACUACGUGACGAAGUGGAUGCAAGCACCAAUGUCACUCCAGAAGAGGGCGCCAAGGAACGACUACAAGAGCUCAGAACGAAAAAGAAAACCUUUGAUAGAGAUACUACCAAGCUCAUGAAAGUCCUGCUUCGGUUUAUUGCCAAUCAUCUGGCACCUAUGCUGGCAGCGGAAGAGCUGGGUGGGCCCGUUGUUGGUGAUCUUAUGGAUGUCGAUGGAGAAGCUUUAGCUGCUGGGUUUAAUGCUCAAGGAAAGCUCAAAAAGCCAAAAGAGACCGUGGACAAAGACGACAAGAGGCAGCGCAGGAUUGAUGAGAUCUGGGGUCAAGCACCUGCAGAGGGGUCUGGACGCCAAAACGAGGUCACGGCUGCAGCAGCAGAAAUGAGGCAGCUCACAGAGGAGCUUCUGAACACGCUUUCUGAAGCUCAGGGUGAUAACUCAGCAUCCUACGUGCAACUGUCGCGCGAAUCCGCAGCUGCGCGAUUCUUGGUGAGAUCCAAGAUUGCUCAGUUUCACCCAAGAGAUGCGAUGAGGCUCAGGUUGGUUGAUUUUGGACGGGAUCUCGAAACUUGA
Messenger RNA from Fusarium graminearum PH-1, 951 nucleotides. RefSeq lists its product as uncharacterized. Gene Ontology annotation, cellular component: nucleus. The coding region runs from base 1 to 951 and encodes 316 amino acids. The record is from RefSeq and is a predicted model, not a curated record. The transcript has 2 exons. NCBI's taxonomy places the organism in Eukaryota, Fungi, Ascomycota, Sordariomycetes, Hypocreales, Nectriaceae. Gene Ontology annotation, biological process: kinetochore assembly; mitotic sister chromatid segregation.